Messenger RNA from Larimichthys crocea (large yellow croaker), 5454 nucleotides. RefSeq names its product membrane-associated ring finger (C3HC4) 8 (gene marchf8). The transcript is spliced from 9 exons. Lineage: Eukaryota; Metazoa; Chordata; Actinopteri; Sciaenidae. The record is from RefSeq and is a predicted model, not a curated record. Gene Ontology annotation, molecular function: zinc ion binding. Bases 292 to 2100 code for a protein of 602 amino acids.
UAUCCUCAUCCUCAUCUCUUUAGUAGUGCACAGCGUCCGCGUGCGCCGCCUGUCCUUUAAAUUCAUUAUUUGCCUUUGGUUUAAUUUUACUCCAUCUUAACGCGGAAGUCAGUGACGCACCAUUACGCACAGCUGCUCAGCUGGGGCAAUGAAAUAAACAAAACGUCGUCAUUCGGUGCCAAACACAGCGGGCAGUGAGGGCAAGGUGUCAAAGUUCAGACCAUCAUGCCCUUUGCUUUGGCAGCAGGACAGGAAGUGUGUGUGUGAGCGUCCCUGGUUGGCUCUGCUGGGAUGAACAUGCCACUGCACCAAAUCUCUGUCAUCCCCCGUGAUGUCACCUCAUCGCGGGUGUCAGGCAGUGGGAAAGCAAAGGACAAGGACAAGCAGAAUGAAAAGCCCUUGGGUCAUUCUGCAAGCAGGUCCAGCAAUAUAUCAAAGGCGGGAAGCCCGACUUCAGUCAACGCUCCAUGCAGUUUCUCAAGGACGUCAGUUUCCCCCUCCAGCCAGGACAUCUGCAGCAGCGGUCAGGAUCAGCGCUGUCAGAAGCAGACUGCAGUGGUUCUCUUGAAUUCAAACGGUAAAACCUGUCAAGAUCCAGCAAGUAUUUCAGUCACCACCCUCUGCACAGACGCCUUACCAGCCUCCAAACAGGCCAACCAACGAGACUGGCUCACCCUGAUCCGCCCCUCCUCCACAAUCAACAACCGCCCCAGUGGCAUGCUUAGAUUUUCUGUAUCUCUGAAUGACAUUGGCCAGCGCGUUGACAGUCUUUGUCGAGGUCUGCACUUUAUAGACCGCACCUACUCUGAGGGAGAGCUGGAACUGAAGCCCGAGUCUACUCAGCCACCCGGCUCAGAUCAAAGGGCGUGCACACUCAGUGGCAAGCUGGCUGCAGCACCUGCACACCAAACCCCAAAUCCAGCUUUCUCGACCCGCACCCAGCCCCACCUUGUCCCCUCCUUCACCAACAAUUACAAAUACAUGCUGGGCAUCCGUUCCGUGAAUUGUCCCCCAUCUGACCCCGCCAUCGCCCCUCCUCCUCCUCCUUCAAACACACACCUCCACCCUCAUCACUCUCCAAAUGCCAACUUCCUCCGUCUCCUCCUCCCCUUUUCUCGAUCCGCUACCUCGGCCAGCCUGCAGUGCUCUGAGCUUGGCAGCUAUGCCUCUCACCUCCACAUCACCAAGUCCUCUAGCGCCCUGCUAGAAGGCAGCGAGUCAGGAUUUCCCCCUGAGGACAUCCUGGGAGAUGAUUACGUGUUUGAGGAGGACUUGUCCAGUCCAGCUCCAAAGGGCAUAGGCCAGCUGACAACCCCAGAAAAAGUCACCAUGGUUGGGCCAGAUGCUCUUCUAGCCCCCCUGUGCUACAUGGAUGAGGAUAGGGACUUGGAUUGCUGCCCGUGCCCUUUGUCAGAGAAAACUGGGCCACUUUCACCCUGUUCGCUAUCUGGAGACUGCUGCAGGAUUUGUCACUGUGAAGGGGAUGACGAAAGUCCUCUGAUCACACCAUGCCACUGCACGGGGAGCCUGCGCUUCGUCCACCAGUCCUGUCUACAACAGUGGAUCAAGAGCUCCGACACUCGCUGCUGUGAGCUCUGUAAAUAUGAGUUCAUCAUGGAGACCAAGCUCAAACCGCUGCGCAAGUGGGAGAAGCUACAGAUGACGGCGAGCGAGAGAAGGAAGAUCAUGUGUUCGGUCACCUUUCACGUCAUUGCCAUCACCUGCGUGGUGUGGUCGCUCUACGUUCUCAUCGACAGAACAGCAGAGGAAAUCAAACAAGCCGGAAGAAUCCCAGGGAUCCUGGAAUGGCCUUUCUGGACCAAACUGGUGGUGGUGGCCAUCGGCUUCACGGGUGGACUGGUGUUCAUGUAUGUCCAGUGCAAAGUCUACAUCCACCUAUGGAGGAGACUUAAGGCUUAUAACAGGGUCAUAUAUGUCCAGAACCGGCCAGACACAUGUAAAAAGUUGGCGCUGGAGAAGCCGCCUCUCAUGGAGCCAAGUCUGGAGAACAAGGAAGCUCUGGCCCCCACCCAGUCGGACACAAACUCCUCCCAGUACACAGAGACAGAGGACUACAGUAUGGAGGUGCUUCAUGUCUGACCACUCAGUCCAUGCCAUUUGUUGUCCUACGCAGACUACACCCACAAACAGGCCCUUAGUUGUUGAAAUGCUUGGUGACUAAGGAACAACCAGACACUCCCUUUCUUCUGAUCCUAGACGGACUCACUGUCCUCCUCCGGUCAUCUUAUAUUCCCAAAACUCCACCCACAGAAACAGACAGACAGACCACGACUAUCUUCUUCUAUCCACACUCCUCCUGUCUGACCUUAUUCCCCCCUCCACUCUUAGUCCACACUUUCUUUUCCCAGGACUGGACUGUUUUUACUGACUUCUGUAAAUGUCUGAAGAGGCCUGAAGCAUACACCUCUCCACACACACUUGUAUGUACACCUCUGGGAGAGCAGGACUGAGACAAAUAGACUCACAAACGGCUCUGGAGGUCUUCACGUUUCUGACGCGUGGUUUGUUUACUUGUGGGUUUGUUAGAUUUGUUCGUUUUUACCUCCUGUGAGUCUUGGGCUAACCUGCCGUGGAUCAGUAUGUAGCGCCACGCAUUGGAUCUCUGGAACAUUCCAGCUACUGCCAUCUCUGUUGCUGUGGUCUAUCAGCUCCGAGCUGGUCUGGAUCCGACCAGGCCUUGAUCUCGACAUGCAUCGAAGCACUUUUGUUUUUUAGUUCCCACAACAAAUUCCUACUUGUCCUUUUGCUCCUCUUUUUUCUUUGUUUUUUGGUUUCUGAUUAUAUUGUACAUUGGGGAGAGCACACACAAACAAACUUGGAUGUUUUGUUUUUUUUCUAUUUUAUUUGACCUUGCAUUUCCUCAUAUGCACAUAUUCGUAUAUAUUAACCCUCCCAUGGAUGACAAAAAAAGGAACUGGGGUUAAAACAUAGAAUCAUGCUGAAAGAAACGUGUGUGUUUUUAUUAAGAAAAAAAAAAAGACUUGAACUCGUCAGGUUCAUCGCUCUAAUGCAGAUAAUGGAAAAUCCAGCCACAUGACUCGUCUACCCCAACGUGAACUUUCUGAAGGCUUUGAGAAUGUAAACUUUUCACAAAAAAAAUAAAUACAUUAAAAAAAGAAUAAAAUAUCAAAAAAAGAAGAAAAACAACAAAAAAACAAACUUUUUUUUACUGGUCACAGGAAAUUGCAAGAUAAUUUCCAUGUCUUGAGAUCAUUGUGCGAGAGCCUGUGGGCAUAAACCGCGUCGCUCAUGUUUUUCUAUCAUGCGAAUGACACAGUAUUUGCAGUGUGAUAUUCCAUGUGCAGUUUUUAAUAUGUUUAUUUGUUUGCUUAGUCACGGGAAAUGCCUUGAGAAAUCCACAGCUGCCUAUUUUCAGGCUCAUCUCACUCCCAUUGUGCAGGCGGUGCAUUGAUUGACCCCAAAUAGAAACCAGGCAGACUGUAACUGUGUGUAUUCAAAUUUGACUGCUCAGAAUAAGUCAUAGGAAAUUUUGCUCUGCACGUCAGUAUCACACAUUUAUGGUUAUAAGAUACAAUGUUACAGGAAAGUUUCAAACCAGCAGAAGCAUUUUUUUUUUUUGUGGAAACCUCUUUUUUCUUUCGGCCAGGUUCCCAUCACAUGGUGGAGGAUGUCUAUUUUAGUAUUUAAUCACAAGACAUCACAAUCACAAGUGUUUUUCUCACAACUGGCCUUAUGUCACACAUAACAUCUUUUUUUUUCCCUGAAGAAGAAGAAGCACAGCUUAGAAGAAGCUUAGAUACCAGAUAACAGAUACUGUGCAGCAUCAUUCAUUGAUGAGUUGACCGGAGCGCCACCUGCUGGUGCGGAGCUGAAGGUGCGGUCUGAGGUGGGCAGCAGUUGAUUUCUCAGAGCGAUGUGUUUUGGGCUUACAGUCAUUGUAAGUGGUUUUGUGUAUGUGAGAGCACAGCGAUGCUAGGCUCAUGUUGAGCCUCACAGCCAUUCCGGCAACACACACACAUUUUUAAAAACUUGUCUUUGAUACCAGUAUACUGUCUGUGAAUAACAAUGGUCCAACAACAUACCUGUUAAUUACUGCUCAGCAGCAGCAAUAAACUAGAUCCAUGCUUUGUUUUUUGCAACAGUGCAUACUGUACUUGUGUAUAUGCCCCACGGUGACUUGAGAUCUGGAGUCUAAUAUAAUUUUAAUACAUAAUUUGAGCCGCGGGAGUCGUUGUAUGUCAACUUGGAUUAAGACGUAACAAGAAGCUUCGAUACCCAAGAGGCUCAGUGCAAUUAGACAGAUAAAAAGUGCAAUUACCCUUUUGUUGUUAUUCUAUUCUAUAGUUAUGUAAUGGUGUUUAAUGUCCUGGGUUGUCCUCUGGGUAUAAAAUGAUUAUUUCUUCAUUUUGUGUUGUAUUUAUUUUAAAAAAGAAAACAGAGUACAAUUUGUUCAUUUAAAAACCCCUUUCAUUAGUAAUUUUAUGCAACUUACACGUUUUUUCCCAGGCAUAAAUACCAGAAAAGACUUUCCCUCUUUGUUUUGCACUUUGUUAUUUAGAUAGUAGACUUGUAAAAAGCUUGUUUGACAUUAAUGUGAAUAUCUGCUCUUCCUUCUCACUUUUUAAAUUGCUUCAUGAUUUUCUUUUGCAGAAUAUAGACAUUUACGGAGGUGCAUUGCAUUCACUAGAUAAGAAAAAAAAAAAUAGACACCUUAUCUCAUGAUUCCGAUAUCCUGAUCUCGUUUAUUACGAGAAAAGAUCUCGUAAUUAUGAAAGAAAUUUUCCAGUGAAUGCAAUGCGCUUUCGUAGACAUUUAACCGCAGCAUCAAAUUGAAACAUUUCUUAGUUUUCAGAUUAAAAGAUUAAAGAUGGACUGUAGAUUUUUUUUUUUUACUUUAUGUUCUACUCAUAGGAGCUGGCUCCUUUCAUGAAGUCUGAGAGGUUUUGAUGUAGUCCAGAAGAAGAUUGAGGCCACUUUAGGACAAUUUCAGGCAGUCAUGUUCUUCUCUGAGAGCAGAUUUUUACUUUUCUUACAUUUCAUUUUCUUUCACUUCCUUUGUGUCUCCAUGACCACAAACUGAUUUCUUCAUUGUAUAAUCCUUUUGAGCAGGACAUUGACUGAGAGGGAAAGGGCCUCACUGUCCCAGUAUUUUAGGUUUAAGUCCGAACUUUCUUGUCUGUCUUUACCCUGUCACUACAACUUUUAUCAUGUCUGGGAAUAGUGUAACUUGCAUAAAGCUACAUUUGUUUACUACUGACUGGACUUGAACAUAUAUGACUGUUCCCUGUCUUAUGAUAUCAUUCCACAAGUUUGUCUGUGAAUUUACUUUGAAAUAGUAACUGUAAAGAAUUUGGUAAAAGGUACUUAUGUUUUUAAAAGAAAUAUUGAUGUGUUUUCAGUUUAAUUUCCCAUUAUUGAACAAAGUAUGUAGAAUUAAAAAGAACAACCAAAUAAAAAUUAAGUUACUUUUAA